Saccostrea cuccullata (small rock oyster) is the source of this 2485-nucleotide messenger RNA. RefSeq names its product putative leucine-rich repeat-containing protein DDB_G0290503. NCBI's taxonomy places the organism in Eukaryota, Metazoa, Mollusca, Bivalvia, Ostreida, Ostreidae. The record is from RefSeq and is a predicted model, not a curated record. The transcript has 7 exons. Bases 1 to 2136 code for a protein of 711 amino acids.
AUGGGUGAAAAGAGCAAGAAAGGAAAAGUACGCAGUGAAAAGGAUGACAAGAAAACAAACGCUAAAACCUCUAAUGAUGAUUUGUGUUACGAUGAAAAUUCAGCAGACGGGAACGACUUCCAGGAACUGUCCGCGGUUAAAGACGAUAGAAGUAAAAAAGAGGAAGAAGUAAAAACAACCUCUAUGGAAAUAUGGAAAGACAAAAGGUUACGGAUAGUGAUUUUUAUUGCAGGAGUAUUACAUAGUUUUCAGAUAUGCGGGAUAACUUAUUUAUUGCAUCGAAAUACUACCGGACGAGUGUGUCUGCAAUCUUAUCACAAAGUUCCACUACUAACAGACCCCGAGGGCUCCUCGUCAGUAUCAGAAAGAAUCAUAAAUGAUGUUAAGGAUUUAAAAUUUUUACACAACGAAUUCCACAGUUAUGUCAAAGACAGGCAACAGGAAACGGAGGCAUGGGUGAAUGAAUUGUCAAACUGUAACAAAACGUUGGAUUGUAUGAUUAAAAACAUAACUGAUUUGGAAGAACACAAGCAUAGAAUUUUACAAAGUAUUAACGUUUUGCAAAAGAACUACGCCAACAAAACAGAAGAAGAAAAGCAACAUCUAAAGCAGCUAGAGGCAAACUUCACAGAAAAGAUGCUAGAAGUGAAGCAAAAUAUAAGCCGUUUUCAUGAAGAGGUUAAGAAGAAUAAUAGUGAAAUAAAUAACGAAAGAAGAUUACUUGAAGAAAUACUUCAAAAUAAUUUAUCGAUGAAAUCAAGAGAACCAUAUGUUGAACUUGACAAGAAAUUCGAUGACCAGAAAAAGGAAUUUGAUGAACACAAGAAUAAAAUAUCUGUUGAUAUUCAAAGAAUAAAUGCAAGCAUCACAAAGCUUGACGGGAAUUUAAAUGAAUACAGCAGAACUUUGAUGAGAAAAGAAGAGACUAUUGAUAGACAAUUUACUCAAGUCAAUCAGAGUAUAUAUGAAUUACAAAAAAGGGUCAAUGAAAUUGAUGACGAAGCGAAGAAGGUUAAGGAAGAAGUUGAUGCCGAAAAAAAGAAAAUUGAAUCCACUUUGACUAAUAUUAAAAACAUCGAGGAAAACAUAAACCAUUUAAACAUUCAUAAUAAAGAAAAAGAUGAGCACACCAAAGACAAAUUUAGUUACAUCGAUCAAAAAUUGAAAGAAUCGAAAAUAAUGAUGAAGGAAUUUAAAGAAGGAGUAAAGACAAUUUACAGAAAAGUUAAUACCGAAAAGAGGAAAGUUGAAUCUACAAUGGUUUACGUCAAAGAAGUGGACGAUAGAAUAAAAGAAUUACACAAUCAUACCACAGAAAACGAAAAAGAAGUCAGGGAAAAAAUUAAUAGCACCGAGGAAAGAGUGACAAUGGUUGAAAAAGAAACGAAAAGAAUUAUAGAAAAAGUUAAUGACGAAAAGGAGAAAAUUGAAUCCAAACUGGCUGGGGUUCACGGGCAGUUAGACUACUUCUCUCUUGAACUAAAUGAUAUCAAUCUGUACAUUGUGGGAUUCUUGCUCCUAGUGGUAAUGGCUGUCAUUCUCACUGCAUACAAACUUCUGAUACCAUCACCAGUACCUUCUUAUCAACCGACAGCAGCAAAAUCUGCUCCGCAACCAAGGGUAGGAGGGAAGUUUUCAUCUGAAAUUGUUGAAGGUAUAUCUAGACAAACUUUGGAGCCAGGGAUAAGCCUCAUAAGCUUCAACUCUUCUUCACAGAAGUUUCACAUGAACCUUAUAGAUGCAGUCCCUAAGCCUACUUCUACAAAAGUCCAUCCUUGCCCUAUCCAAUGUUCGAAUGAUAUCCUAAGAAUUAAGCCCUCUAAGGUUGCGUUUGUGUUUGUUGACUUUAACGAGAGGAACAUCAUUCUGGAGGACCCGGAGACAGAAAUAGGUGACCUCCGCAGACUGACCACUGAAGGACUCCUCAAAAUGGGCUGUGAUGUUUUUGUUGUGUAUGUGAGAGAUAGAGGCUCGGAGACUUUAGCACCAGGUCAGCUGUACAACCCCCAGCUCUACUCUGUUGGACAUCACUCUCUACUCUCCAGACUCAGGGAGAGAAACCGUGUGUUGUCUGUCUAUAACAGCUUCCUCCCACACCAGGUCAAGUUCCUCGAGGACUCUCUCAAAAGGUUGUGAUUCCGAGUUCCAUCUCACCGCUGUGAUAUAUUUGUUAUCCAAUCGCAACAAAGUUGGAGGGGAUUUAGUAAGGCAAUAAUGUGUUCGUUUGUGAGUGAGUUAUUGAUGUACGAAAUAGAAGUGAUGUAAUUUGCAUCGGAAUGAAUGUUGAAUGCUGUGUUGAUUUAAAGAUACAUGUAUUCUUUUUGAAAGAGGACGCUUCGCUCUGCAGUGCCCUUGUUUUAUAUUGUUUGACAUUUCAAAUGAUGUGGUUUUCUUAUUUUGGUAAUUUACUUAGAGAAAUACAAAUAAAAUGCUUUGUGUUUAAAGUCAUCUACUCAUUAAAUUUUGAGCAAUUAGAUAUGUUUAA